AUGUGUGCGUGGGCGCGUAUAACGCCGCAACUUUCCCGACCAUUGUUUCUGUUCAAUUCAAGAACUUACGCUACCACCAAGACACAGGCAGCGUCAUCUUCAUCUUCGUCGUUGCUUGGCUCGUUGACGCCUAAUGUUUCUACAGAGAAAGAUUUACUUCCACCACGAAAAGAUGCAGAAGAAGCAUCGAAUGCUGCUAUGGAAAAUGAGGUUAAGUACGUCAAACCGGAAGAAGAUGCUAAGCUUCAAGAAUACUUGAACCCCAAACCAUACAAGACGGUGAACUCGUUACUUUCACCUCUCAAGAGAAGGCUUUAUCUUGAUAACGUGACGAAAAAUGGGUUUUUCAAGAAUGGAGAUCUUAUUACUCUUCCUGACGGAAUAAGUUAUAGACUAAAGUUGUCCAGAGAAGAGAUUGAAGCUUUAGAACCUUCUAUUUAUUUGAGGUCUUGGAGAAUCAAGUCAUCUGUCAAGAAGACCAACAUCGUUCUUAGAGCAUUAAAGGACCUUCCAUUGAAGAAAGCAAUCACUCAACUACACUUUAUGCCGAAGAAAGUUGCCAGAGAUCUGUUUGAGAUGCUUGAAAGAGGACUACAGGAUGCUGAGAAGAUGAAUUACGAUGUUAACAGUAUCUACGUGGCUGAAAGUUGGGUUCAUACAGAUGGUCACUGGGCUAGAAGAAUAGAAUGUAAAGGUAGAGGAAGGACUGGUAUUAUUACCCAUCGAUGGAUCAGUGUGAGAUUCUUAUUAAAGACGGAACAAACCAAAAAGAGAUUGGCGUAUGAAGCUGAAAGGAGAAGUGAUAAAAGGAUCGCAAAGUGUGUCCUUACCAGCGAGAAGAUCAGAGGUCCGUGCCAGGGCUACUACAAGUGGUGA
Brettanomyces nanus is the source of this 876-nucleotide messenger RNA. RefSeq lists its product as uncharacterized. The record is from RefSeq and is a predicted model, not a curated record. NCBI's taxonomy places the organism in Eukaryota, Fungi, Ascomycota, Pichiomycetes, Pichiales, Pichiaceae. Gene Ontology annotation, molecular function: structural constituent of ribosome. The transcript has a single exon. Gene Ontology annotation, biological process: translation; ribosome assembly. Bases 1 to 876 code for a protein of 291 amino acids. Gene Ontology annotation, cellular component: mitochondrial large ribosomal subunit; ribosome.